GCAGAUUUUUCCCCGACCACUCGCUCGGCUCCUCGGCGUCCUGUAACGGCCCCGGGCGGUAGCACCGUGGCUGGCGGUGGACGCGGGUGGCGAGGCGUUUGGAGCAGCUGGCUCAGCAUGUGGUGCACGGGCCCAGCCGCAGUGGUGGCCUUUUUUGCCGGGCUUUGGGUCUCUAACCCGGGGCCGGCGCUGGGCCAGGAGGCCGGGGAACGGCCAGGGGCCGACUGUGAAGUAUGUAAAGAAUUCUUGAACCGAUUCUAUAACUCCUUGAUAGCCAGAGGAGUCAACUUUUCCCUGGACACCAUAGAAAAGGAAUUGGUCAGCUUUUGCUUGGAUGUCAAAGGAAAAGAAAACCGCCUGUGCUAUUAUCUAGGUGCAACGAAGGAUGCAGCCACAAAGAUCCUCAAUGAAGUUGCUCGCCCAAUGAGUGUGCAUAUGCCUGCACCAAAGAUUUGCGAGAAGCUCAAGAAGAUGGACAGCCAGAUCUGUGAACUGAAAUAUGAAAAGAAAUUGGACCUGGCGUCAGUGGACCUGUCAAAGAUGAGGGUAGCAGAGCUGAAACAGAUACUGCACAGCUGGGGAGAGGGGUGCAGAGCCUGUGCAGAAAAAACUGACUAUGUGAAUCUCAUCACUGAACUGGCACCCAAGUAUGCAGCAGCCCGCCCCAAAACAGAGCUGUGACCCUCCGAUGCUGAUGUGCCAUCAAGGAGAGACACAGUGACUCCCCAGGAUAUGGACUUGUUGGUUAAGAGUAACUGGGAGUUGCGCUGUAUGUGGUCUCAUACUUUUUGCUUUGGUAACACAACCAACCAAGAAUUGGUUACUUGGAUUUACAAUGAAAACUGCUAAUAUUAGUGGUCUCUUCCAUUUGCAGGGUACCCAAACCUAACAGUGCUUUUCUUAUCAUUUUUGUAAGGAUUAUAUAUAUUGUCUUUGCCCAUUUCCUUAAAAGUGGGAAAUGUGAACUACUGAAAAAUUGAUGGAGUAGUCGAUUCAAAGAAGGAAGACAGUGCUCAGAGGCUGCUCUCUGUGUAUUAAGUUUUAGUUAAAUAUAUUGGUUUAGGAUAAAAGAAACAAAGUUUGGCCUACCUAACUCCCACCUUCAAUCCAAAACAAUAACAUGGCAUAAUCAAAGGUUUUAAAAAGUAAACUUUGUACAUUCAACUGCAAAUCACUCUACGUUCUGGCUCUUUUUGGUAUCUGAUAUGGGAGGGCAGGAGGCAGUAUUUGAAAUUAGGAUUUCCCCAAAGAAGGAAUACCUAUUUAAAACCUGUUUAUACCUACUUAAAGAAAACAGAUCAAGACUCCACUUAAAUAGAGUCAGUGUUUUAGCAAAUUGUAUCAACACUCACACUGGUGACUGAACUAAGCUCAAGGUGUUCUGUAUUCCUUGCUACCACACAUUAGACGAGCUUUUGAUAGAGGAUUAAAGCAUGGUAAAAGCACCUGCAGGCAACAUAGAGCUCUAUGGUUCUUAAUACUAUUUUAUCAGCUUUAAAUUGUAAAAUCAUUCUUGGCUCCAUUUUCUGGCCACAUCAGAGUAAGAACACCCCCUGGGCAAGUGACUGCCUCUGGGGGGAAGGCAGAGGUGGGGAAGGCCUGCAGAGCAGCUCAAGGGAACUUUCUGGGGGGAUUGGAAUGUCGUAUAUCUUGACUGGGGUGGUUGGUGGUUACAUGGUUGGAUAGGGUUGUGAAACUCAUGUAGUAGUACAACUAAAAUCUGGUCUUUUUUUUUUUUGUAUAUACAUUUUAUCUAAAAUACUGCUGUAGAAAAAUUAUUUGAAAAUUAACUGAACUUCGUUAAUUCAAAACAUCUCAUUCGUGUAGAGAAUUGCAUUUACUGACUGGGAGUCCUUUGGGGGAGUGGAGGAGAAAUUUUCCAGACUGAAUGUGUACACUGAAAGUAUAAUUUUCAUGUUUCAAUGCUGUGCAGGUAUAUGAAUUUUCAGUUGGACAGUUGGGAUGUUACCAAACUUGUCAGAGAAUUGGUGGUUAGUAACUUAAAAAUGAGAAUAAAAAAGCUUUGGUGU
Messenger RNA from Leptonychotes weddellii (Weddell seal), 2030 nucleotides. RefSeq names its product cerebral dopamine neurotrophic factor (gene CDNF). The record is from RefSeq and is a predicted model, not a curated record. Gene Ontology annotation, biological process: neuron projection development; dopaminergic neuron differentiation. Gene Ontology annotation, cellular component: endoplasmic reticulum. Lineage: Eukaryota; Metazoa; Chordata; Mammalia; Carnivora; Phocidae.